Acaromyces ingoldii is the source of this 1365-nucleotide messenger RNA. RefSeq names its product mitochondrial carrier. The transcript has 5 exons. The record is from RefSeq and is a predicted model, not a curated record. Bases 134 to 1204 code for a protein of 356 amino acids. Gene Ontology annotation, biological process: transmembrane transport. NCBI's taxonomy places the organism in Eukaryota, Fungi, Basidiomycota, Exobasidiomycetes, Exobasidiales, Cryptobasidiaceae.
AUCACAACCCGGUAGUGGCUCUUGCAGGGUUGGAAUUUCACGACUUCGAGAUAGCAAAGUGCUCACACGCAUCUUCCUCUUCCCCACUUCCGGCCACCUCCGUCAAGCGCCGUCUCGCACGCCCGUCGUUGCAAUGGCUCAACAAGAACCUCUGACGCCAUUUGGCAAUGCCUUGGCUGGCGCACUGGGCGGCGUAUUCUCCAACGCCGUCAUCUAUCCUCUCGAUACCGUCAAGACGCGGAUCCAGGCUGACCAGGGCCCAAAGAAUGACGCCAAGAAGAAGGGUCAGGUGACCGUGCGCAAGGGCGCUGGUCUCCUCGAGGGAGUCAUGACCAUCGCUCGAUCCAAGGAGGGUGUCACGGGUCUGUACAGAGGAUUCGGCGCAUCGAUGGUCAACACCUUUUCCACCCAAUUCGCCUACUUCUAUUGGUACACUGUUGUUCGGACGCUCUACGUCAACCGACUCGCCACAAAGGGCAAGGGAGGUGUCGCGCAGCUCUCGACGGCCGUCGAGCUCCUCUUGGGUGCCGUCGCUGGCGGCCUGGCGCAGAUCUUCACCAUCCCCGUCAGCGUCAUUGCUACGCGGCAGCAGCUGGGCGGGCCGAGGAGCGACGAGGAGGACAUCGUGGAGAAGAAGCAGGAGUUGGCGGCUGCAAACUCACCUGCUCAGCCUACGGCGUCGGCCAAGGCCAAGAGCGCAGCAGUUACUGCAGGAAAGUCGGUCGCGAAGGUGGCCAACCCGUCGGACCCGGACAGCUUCCUGGGCGUCGCAAGGGAAAUCCUUCGCGACGACGGCAUCACUGGGCUUUGGAGGGGUCUCAAGCCUAGUCUCGUCCUCACCGUGAACCCUGCCAUCACUUACGGUGUCUUUGAGCGCGUCAAGAACAUCAUCUUGGCUGCGUCGGAUGGCAAGAUGACGCCUGCCAAGUCGUUCCUCGUUGGUGCCGUCUCCAAGACGCUGGCUACUCUCGUCACGUUCCCCUACAUUCUCGCAAAGGUUCGCCUGCAGGCAAAGGACACGCCGUACACGGGCGCAAUCGACGUGCUGCAAAAGGUCUUUAAGCGAGAGGGCGUCAUUGGCUGGUACAAGGGAUGCCAGAGUCAGGUGACAAAGGCCGUCCUGGCCCAGGCCCUGCUCUUCUACUUCAGAGACUACUUUGAGGUCUGGACGAGAAAGAUCCUCUACUCGGCAAAGAAGCCCUGAAGGAGCCAGGCUUCAGCAAUUGGAUCACGUCUCCCCUUCUCCCUCUCCCUCUCUCUCUUCCCUCACGUUGCUGCCGGACUCCGUCUCCAACUUACGAACCAAGACCUCACAAACUGUCUUGUAUAGCUCGCUUGGCACUCAAUGAGAUUCUUUUCCAUAGA